Astyanax mexicanus (Mexican tetra) is the source of this 5817-nucleotide messenger RNA. RefSeq names its product NACHT, LRR and PYD domains-containing protein 3. The transcript has 14 exons. Lineage: Eukaryota; Metazoa; Chordata; Actinopteri; Characiformes; Acestrorhamphidae. The record is from RefSeq and is a predicted model, not a curated record. Bases 183 to 4496 code for a protein of 1437 amino acids. Gene Ontology annotation, molecular function: protein binding; zinc ion binding.
UUAGACGCGCAAAUUUAACACAAGAUAAUAUGAGCGAGCGCGUGUUGAGUGCAGAUGAUCAGGGUAGAUGAUAUAGGAGUGUGUCUCGCUCCUCCUCCUCUGAAAUAACGAAAGUAAAGGGUGGCGUACAUUUAAUAGCUGCAAACAAAUGAGAAUUUGCUUUCCUUCGGUGAUACAAGAUUAUGAAAAGACAAGAGACAAAGUUGGAAAAGGACAAUGAAGAAGAUUUUACGAAAAGGCCCAAAAGAAUCUCUAGAGAGCCAGUGGUUAAAAUGGGAGAGAGGCCGGCUUCACCUGUUUCCAGCAGUGUGUCCAUGGCGAGUGAUUCAUGCAUGGUCUGGGAGAACCAGUUUUGCCAAAGUCAAAUGAGCACUGAAAAAAGUGCUGACAAAGACAGACCUCAGUCGCCGUCACCUAGCCUCAUCUCUAUGAAGAGUGACAGAUCAUUGGAGAUACCAGGGAACUUUAGUCAGGAUGAAAAGAGGAGUGAGGAACAUUGGCAUUCCACAGCAACAGCCGCACCAGAAUACACACUGCCAGAGCUGACUGCAGAACAGAAGGAGAGAUUCUGCCCAGAGCACUGCUUUCCUAUGGAAGUUUUCUGCAGGACAGACCAGAAACUGAUCUGUAAACAGUGUGCAAUUCUGAAACACAGAGGCCACAACAAAUGCUACACAAUACAAGCCAGGGUGUUCCAAGACCUUGACACACUGUGUUUACUUGAACAGACAUUGAACAACAUAGACAAAGAUGAGUUUAAUAGAUAUCUAUAUCAAAAUUAUCCAGAAUGCUUUGAGGCUCCAUGGGAGAACUGUGAUGUCCAUGACAUAUCUAAACAUGUUCUGGAGAAGUUUGGCUCAGAGGGUGCUCUGAAGAUAACUCUAAAAUUCAUUAUGGAGAAAGGGAGGCAUCUUAAAAACCUUCUGGAUCGUCUUAAAUGUAAACUACAAGGUAAUCUUCAAUCUAAAUUUGAAUGCAUAUGUGAGGGAAAUUCUCAGCAAGGGAAUUCAGUCUUUGUAAAUAAGAUUUUCACAAAGCUGCUGAUCACAGAAGGAGAGAGUGGAGGUGUUAACAGAGAACACGAAGUCAGACAGAUUGAAGAAUCAACAAAGAGUAAGGAAAGUCAAGAGAAAGCAAUUAACUGCAAUGAUAUGUUUAAACCUCUACCUGGACAGAAGAAGUGCACCAGGACUGUGCUAACGAAGGGCAUCGCUGGGAUUGGAAAGACAGUCUCUGUGCACAAAUUCAUUUUGGACUGGGCUGAAGGAAAGGAAAAUCAGGAUAUUCACUUCAUGUUCCCCCUACCUUUCCGUGACCUGAAUUUGAAGAGAUACAACAGAUGUAGCUUCAUUCAGCUUCUUCAUCAGUACUUUCCAGAACUUAAAGAGCUAAAAACCAUUAGCAGUGAGGAGGUAAAAAUCCUGUUUAUCUUCGAUGGUCUGGACGAGUGCCGUCUUCCUCUUGAUUUCAAGAACAAUGAAAUGUGCUGCGACCUGACUCAAGAAAUGUCUGUAGAUGUGCUGUUAACAAAUCUCAUCAUGGGGAAUAUACUUCCCUCAGCUCUGCUCUGGAUCACCUCCCGGCCAGCAGCUGCCAGUCAGAUCCCUCCUGAAUGUAUUGACCAGGUUACGGAGGUCCGAGGAUUUAAUGACUCUGAGAAGGAGGAGUACUUCAGAAAGAGGUUCAACAAACCAGGACUUGCUGACAAAAUUGUUGCACACAUAAAGUCCUCAAGGAGUCUGCACAUCAUGUGCCACAUCCCAGUCUUCUGUUGGAUAUCUGCCACAGUCCUGGAGGAGAGGUUGGAUAAAUCAGACUGUGCAGAUGUGCCCAAAACCCUGACUCAGAUGUACACCCACUUUCUCCUCAUUCAAACACACUCAAAGAACAAGAAGUACCAUGAAGUCAUACAGGACAACAUAGACCUGUCAGAAUCAGACCAGGAGAUGGUCACAAAACUGGCCAAACUAGCGUUUCUGCAGUUGGAGAAAGGAAAUCUAAUCUUCUAUGAAAAGGAUCUGACAGAAUGUGGCAUUGAUGUCAGCACAGCGUCUGAGUACUCAGCAAUGUGCACAGAAAUCUUCAAGGAAGAGUUUGGACUGUAUCGGGAGAGGGUCUUCUGCUUUGUACACCUGAGUAUUCAGGAGCAUCUUGCUGCAGUGUAUGUGCAGCUUGAAUGUGUGAACAACAACAAGAACAUUCUGAGUACAGAAACAGAGAGUCAGAGCACUGCACUGAAGAUGUCAGAUGUACACAAGAGUGCUGUGGACAGAGCCUUGCAGAGUGAGAACGGACAGUUUGAUCUUUUCCUUCGCUUUCUUCUCGGUCUCUCACUUCAAUCCAAUCAGGCUCUUUUGAGUGGACUGCUGUCCAAACAUUGUGAGGAAAGUUCUGAGGAAACAGUGACCUACAUUAAGGAGAGGGUCAGAAAUGAGUCUUCAGCAGAAAGGACCAUCAAUCUGUUCCACUGUCUAAAUGAACUGAACUACAAUUCCUUGGUGGAAGAAAUCCGUAAUUUCUUGAGAUCAGACAGGCAUUCAGAAACAGAGCUCAAACCUGACCAGUGCUCUGCUUUGGCAUAUGUACUGCUCACAUCAGAAGAUGUGAUGGAGGAAUUUGACUUGAAGAUGUGGAACACAUCUCUUGAAGGAUAUUCAAGGUUGCUGCCAGUUGUCAAGACUUCAAGAAGAGCCAUUCUUGCUGGGGCCAGUCUCACUGAUGAAUCAUGUGAAACACUUGCUUCGAUUCUCCAGUCAUCUAACUCACACCUGACAGAACUGGACAUGAGCUACAACAGUCUGGGGGAUUUAGGAGUCCAGCUUCUCUGUGCUGGACUCUCAGAUCCACAUUGUAAACUACAGAAACUGAAUCUCAGCCACAACAAUUUAGAACAUAUUGGAGUGAAGCUACUGUGUGACAGUCUAAUAAGUCCACACAGUGAACUGCAGACGCUUGGAUUGUCUGGUGUCAACUUCUCUGAACAGUCUUGCAAACAAAUGGCCUCAGUAUUACAGUCUGUAAAUACACACCUGAAAGAGCUAGACCUUGGAUGCAACAGCAUGAAAGAUUCAGGGGUAAAACUGCUUUCUGCUGGAUUGAUGAGUGUGCACUGUAAACUAGAGAAACUUGGGUUGGACAGAUGUGAGCUGGAAAAUGAAUCUUGUGAAACCCUGAAAGCUGUGCUGCAGAAACCCAAAUCAUGCUUAAGAGAGCUGGAUCUCAGCUACAACAAGCUGGGAGACUUAGGCAUGAAGCACCUCUGUGAUGGACUGACACAUCCAAACUGCAAACUGGACAAAGUUAAUCUCAGCUACAACAACCUUGGCCAUUCUGGAGUAGAAGUUCUGUGUGGUGGACUGAUGAAUCCUGGCUGUAACCUGAAGAGUAUAAGACUUGCAAAUGUUUGCAUUCUGGAAGGGGCAUGUGAACCUCUUGCCUCAGUUCUGGAAUCCGCAAAUCCACAUCUGAUAGAGAUGGAUCUUAGCAAUAAUUACAUUGGAGAUAAAGGAGUGAAACUGCUAUGUUCUGGACUACGAAGCCCAAACUGCAAACUACAAAAACUGAGUCUGGAUUGGUGCAGUCUCACAGACAGCUGUUGCUCAGAUCUAGCCUCAGUCUUGAGUUCCCAGUUUUGCUUGAGAGAACUGGAGCUGGGAGACAAUGACCUGCUGGAUUCAGGUGUGAAACUGCUUUGUGUUGGUCUUCAGGAUCCAAAAUGCAAACUGAAGAGACUGGGUCUUUCAGGGUGUUGUGUUACAAAAGAAGGCUGUUCUUCUCUUGGGUUAGCCCUGAGUUCAAAUCAUUCACAGCUAAAAGACCUUGACAUCAGCUACAAUCACCCAGAAGAACAUGGUUUGAAAGAGCUUUCCACUAUACUGGACAAUCCUCACUGUAAACUGAUGAAACUGAGUACGGAAUAUGGUGGCAAGUGCAGAAUUAAACCAGGACUGCAGAAGUAUGCAUGUGAGAUCACACUAGACCCAAACACAGCACACCGAACCCUGUCUCUGAAUGGAAACAAAAAUGUGACUAUGACAAAAGGGGAGCAACCGUACCCCGACCAUCCAGAUCGGUUUGAGUACUAUGCUCAGAUUUUAUGCAGAGAAAGCCUGAGCAGGGGUCGGUUUUACUGGGAAGCAGAGUGGACGGGGGAUGUGGUUUACAUAGGAGUGACAUACAAAGGAGUCAACAGGAAAGGUCGUGGGAAGGACUGCAAACUGGGCACAAAUAACAAAUCUUGGAUUCUGUUCUGUUCAGAUGACUAUGGGUAUUAUGUCAGUUAUAAUGACAAGGAGACAGUCAUUCCUACACCCAACCCCUGCAAAAAAAUGGGCAUCUAUGUAGAUUGGCAGGCUGGCACACUCUCCUUUUACAUUGUAUCCCCUAACAGGGCAUUCCACACAUAUACAUUUCACACCAACUUCACUGAGCCCUUGUAUCCAGGCAUUAGGGUUUAUAGCUAUGACGAUACAGUCACAUUGUGCACGCUCAAAUAAUAAACACUUAGUGGAGUAAAACAGUUCUGGAUUACUGCUGUUUUGUAAUCUGUUUUAAAAUAGCAUUCUAUUAUUUUGUAAUUCAAAUAAGAUGAAAUUGAGCAAUGUGGUCUUCUGGGCCCUAAAUUCACAUAAUGACUGCAUUCUGCUGGCUUUGUCAAAAAUGUUAAGACUCAAACUAAUUUCUCUAAAUGGCAUUCACAUUUAUCUCACUUAAAAUGAGAAAGAUUUUAAAUUCUUGAAAAAUGUUGUGUUAAUUGAUUUUAAUUAUGUUAUUAUUUAUAUUAUUAAUAGUUGUUGUGGUAAUUAUUUAUUCUUUUUUGUUCUUGAUGAUGUUUGGCAGAAAAUGUAAACAUUUAUUUUAUCCAAUGUUUAAUAGUAAAUGACUGUUGGUGGACUUUAUCUUGGUUUCACCUCAGUUUCAGAAAACUGAUAUCUAGUCCACCUGUGUCAUUUCUGAGUUUUUAAUGUAUGGUGUUGAGUAAAUGGCUCCAAACACACUUCUAACAAGCAUUAGAAUGUAAUCAAUAUUAACAUAUCAUGUAAUAGUUGUGGAAUCAGUGUGCAUUUGAUUUUUAAGUAUUUUCUUUAUGAACAGAUGCUAGUCAUUUAAUAUAUUAAAAAGUCAAUCAUAUUUAACUAGCUUUUGCUGACAUUGGCAAUAUUUUAUAAAAAUGAUUAUUAAUGACAUAUUAAUUUGGAUUGUGACUGCAACAUAAAAGAGGCAUAUAAGUGUCAGUUUUAUUUUAGGGGAGGCCCAUAAAAGCACAUAAAACAUAAAAUAAUAAAACUCCAAAUCAGACAAAGUUGGGACAGUUUGAAAAGUACAAAAAAACAGUGUUUCUUACCUUGAAGUUUAUAUAAUUGUUAAGCACCUUUUGUAUAAAUAUGCUGUUAUAUUGUCACAUUGUCUGUGAGGGUGAUCCAAGUAAAAGUAUUGUACAUCAUAUAGUUUUUUCUUUUUUUUCUCUUAAAUUAACUAGCUAAAUUAACUAAUUGAGUUUAAUUUCCAAGUUAUACAUCAAUAAUCUACCUGAAUUUCUGUACUUGUAGGUUGCUAUUUCCAUGCCUGCUAGCUCAUUAAAAACUGUAUUUUUGCUUCUACAUAUCUGUUGAAAACAUUUUAACAAUUUUAACGCUUUUAACACUAAUGAAAUGUUUUACAUUCGGUAUGACAAAUGUUGAAAUUAUUUAGAGGAAAUAAUGUUAAAAUGCAAAGUUGUGAAAUUGUCAUUUGUGUUACAUUGGGAUUUUAUCCUUAAUAUAUUUUGUUAUUUACAGUAAUGUGUUUUUUUUUCACAAUAAAGAGCUGCCCAAUUGA